Molecule: messenger RNA, 1192 nt
Organism: Telopea speciosissima
Lineage: Eukaryota; Viridiplantae; Streptophyta; Magnoliopsida; Proteales; Proteaceae
Exons: 3
Coding region: 127-1077 (316 amino acids)
Source: RefSeq, a predicted model, not a curated record
ACCACAAAUAGAAUAUAUUGUUGCAUUAGUUGGGAGAAUUUCUAAUCCACUUUGACCGCACUACAUAUUCCCAUGGUGCAACUCCAGAUUGGAUAUGGAAUUUUAUUGUCACAAUUUCUUGAUUGAAUGAUGGCGGGAACAGAUUCCUCUAAGCCCAGUAACCAGCAGAGGGUAAGGCAACAGGGUUCAGUUCCAUUUCUUUGGGAAGAGAAGCCUGGAACACCAAAGAAAGAGUGGAAAUCUCACUCCCAGGCUAUAACAGUAACCACAAUUUUACCUCCAGCGAAGCUUGUUGCUUCAGUUCCCUUCAAAUGGGAGGAAAUUCCUGGGAAACCACUGCCCUGUUUCUCCCAGCCAGAACCAGAUUCACAGUUUCUUACCCUUUCCCCAGUUAAGCUAAAUGGUUUCCCAUACCUUUCCAUAUUCUCUUCAAGCACAUCAUCCUCAACUACAACUUGUGACAAGUUGACCAACAUAUUUCAAAGGGGGAUUGCGGAAGAUGAGGAAGAGGAAGGAGGAAUGUCUGAAUUUGAUCUUGACUCAUUAGGCUUCCACACAGAUGAGUCUAUCGUUGUUCCUGUGCAACAAUCUCCGGUGAAGGGAAGUUCUCAACAUGGAACCCCAUCCUCACCAACAUCUGAAACUGAUAGUGAUGCAAGUAGCUAUGCAACUGGACGGACAAGCCUUGUCGGAGCUUCUUUCUUGGAAUGCCUUUUCCCCCUGAUUUCAACAGAUUGUGAUCCUGAAGGAGGCUGUCAUGAAAUGAAUACUUCUCCAGCGCAACAGACCAAAGAAUCCAAUGGUGAAAGCAAUUGCAACUUACUGGUACGAAGACCACCAACACUUGGAGAGUUAAUACUGAUGAGCCGCAAAAGAAGUUACAAUUGGAAUGCCACUCAAACAAGGAAGGAGAGCCUAGCGUUGGGAUUCAUGAAGAUGAGCGCUUUCGGAUGCUGCUUCUUUGGAACCAGUGGAAGGGCAACAGGAUUGAUGACUUGUCCAGGGGGCGACAGAUGCAGAUGCUUAAACUGUCAUAGAAGACGAUCAGUCUUAUUUCUAGUUUUAUGGUCCAGCUGAAAUCAGUUAUUUGUAAUUUCUCUUCUGAAUCCCCUUAACGUUCACCCUUCAUCACUGGACCCAUCUGCAAAAGGUCUAUUCUAUGUUCUACAGUGUAGUUACUUCUUGAAACUCC